This is a messenger RNA of Adineta steineri, 4299 nucleotides long. NCBI's taxonomy places the organism in Eukaryota, Metazoa, Rotifera, Eurotatoria, Adinetida, Adinetidae. The record is from the annotation of a GenBank genome assembly.
AUGGAAGCAGUGAGCAACUGGCUUGACCGCGUAGCUCAAAGCUCGUUUGAUGUACCUCAUCCAGCUGAAAUCAAUGGUCCACAAGGAACUUCGGACGUCAAAGGUACUGGAGGUAACGCAGACAAUACAAGCAAUAUUGUUCCAUUUCGAAUUUUAAUUAAAUCACUUGAACUUUUACCAUCAUCCGUCUCUUCGACUCUUGCUGCUCCAUAUGAAGUGCAAUUUACUGCAACAUUAUUUGAUAAUUUAUAUAAACGAUUUUAUGGACAAACAUGGUUUAGUGGUUGGCAUAGAGGCAAACUUGCAACCGAUAGCUUCUUUCGAGUCAAUCUCAGUGAACCAUUAUAUUGCCAUAUACCAUUGAAAAAUGAUCAAAAUUGUUUAGUUAUUCAAUUUAUAUUUCGUAGUGGAGAAGAUAAACCCGAUCGAGAUGAACUUGUUGGUGGUUGGACAGUUAUUAAAUUAAAACCAUGGACUGCUGAUGAUGAUAUUACUAAAGCAAUUAGUAAUCGUCAACCAUUAUAUCAAGGUUCACCACGUGCUCUUAUGUUUCUUAAUGAACCACUUGAAACAUGUUCAAGAGUUUUGCAAGUUGCAUCUGCUGGUUUAUUUACUGAAAUAAGAUAUCAUGAUCCACUUUUUUCCGUCAUACAAUAUUUAUCUGAAUGUACUCUGUACGGACGUGGUGCUAAUAUCGGCGGUAUACAUCAUACUGGUGAUCCAAAUGAAGAUGUAUUAAAACAACCAAAUAUUCAAACAAAUCGACGAAAUAUUUUAAUUGAACAAGUUGAAAUUGAUAUGGAACCAUCAAUAAAUCAGUUUGAAGAAGAACUUUGUCGAUUAAUUAAUAAAGAUCGAUUAGAAAAAACCAAAACAACUCAAACAACAUUAACAGCAUUAGUACAAGAAUCACAUAAUAAAGUUUCUAUUGUUGAACGACGUUUACGUGUCGGUGUACACAACGGACAAUGUUAUGUACAAGAUCCACUUAUUUUUUAUCUAACAUCCGAUCAAGAAGAUACUGGAAUGUCAUCAUUAUCAAGAAAAUUAAGUUUUAGACAAUCACAACGACGAAGAACAGUAUCUGCUGAAAGUCGUACUAAUGGAAUAGAUGAUCGAAAAAGACUUUAUUUAAGAAAUCCAAUACGAAUUGAUGAUGUUCCUAUUGAUGAUUUAAAUGCUAUUGUAUUUGUACUUGAAUAUAUGGUUGCUAUACCACUUGGUACACCUGUUAAACCGAAUGCAACUAUUGAAAAUACUAAAGUAACAUUUACUAUUCGUUGGUCAGCUUGGUUUCCUGGUAAAGAUAAACAAGUUUCUUUAAUUAUGUAUGGAGGUGAAACAUUACCAAGUGAUGAACUUUUCGUAUAUAAACCAUCGAAAACAGUUUUACAUAAUGCACCUGAUAUUGUUCAAGAAACAUUACGAUUUAAUUAUAGAUUUGAUAAUGAAGCUCCUAUGCGAUAUCAAACUGUUACAGCCAGACAAGAUGUUUUAUCACCUGCUACUCAAAAACCGAUGAUUCCAUUUCAAUCAACUGUACCAACACCAAUGAAUUACGAUCUUAUGCAACGAACAGCGGUACCACCACAUACAAUUCCUUCAGCUAUACAACCACCUAUAUAUCACCAAGCUAAUCUAGUACCAUGGCAAGCUGAUGGAGUUUAUCCAGCAUAUUCACCAAUGUCAGCUUUAGCAAGUCAAAUGACUUUUGCUCAUACAUUAUCACGUGCUGCUUAUUCUCGUUUACAAGGUCAAAAUUUUCCAGCAAUAAAAACAAUGAAUGAUAAAGAAGCUGAAAUAAUUGAUAUAAGACAAUCACGUUUUCUUGAUUUACAAACAGAAAUGGCUGAUCCAAUGAAUUGUAAUCAAAUUAAUUUACAUUUUCUAUCUUAUUUCAAAAUGAUACGAGCUGGUAUAUCAUCGAAAUCAACUUAUCCAAAAAGUAUUUUUUUUACUUUUAAAUUCUAUCGUUUUCCUGAAACAACAACAAGCAGAGUAAUGCUUGAACGUAUGCAUGAUACGAUUUCUAAUGAUCCAAAUGUUGAACCAUAUAUACUUUGGCGUUUGAAAGAGGAUAGUACAAAAACUUCGGGUUUACCUGGAUUACCUGUAAAAUUUCAAGUUGAUGGUGCUUUUCUUGGUUCUGUUGAACAACGACAAUUUUUUGAAUAUCUCAAUACACAUACACUUUAUAUUGAAGUUUGGGAUGGUGACGGACUUUUUCCUGUUGGUAUGUGUGCACUUGAACUCAGGUAUUUACUUCGUGAUGGUCGUCCAGGUGUACAAACAUUAAUUGAACUUGAUGUAUAUGCAACUGUUCCAAUUGAAAGUAGUGAAGCACCUGCUAUGGAAAAUCAAUAUUAUCAAUCAAGUGAUCAACAAUUUUCAUUGAUUGGUGAAAAAUUAAAAACUGUUGGUAAAUUAAUAAUGCGUAUUGGUAAUGUUGGAUCAGUUGGAUCUGAACAACCAUCAAUUGAAACAAUUAAAGCUUCUGAUGCUUUACGAUUAUUACCAACAAGUCGAAUAAUAUCCUCUACACCACCUUUUGAUAUUGUUCAACAACGUGCUGGUGAAGUAACAACAGGUGGUAUUAAAGAUUAUCAUUUAACACGUGCACAUCGUAUAGUUGAAUCAUAUCCAAAUAUAAAUUCUGUUUUACAUAGUUCGGAUAAACAAGCUAAUGAAUCUGAACGUCAACGAAAAUUAGCACGAAUGGAAUCAGUACGAAAACGAACGGCCGAAGCCGGAACUGAUGAUGUCUCAACAUCAUUAGCAAUGACAAAUCGUAAAGCACGUGAAUUACGUGGAAGUGAUUUACGUACAAUAUCAAUGUAUCGUCAACAAACAAAACAUGAAGAUAUUGCUCAUCAUUUAAUGGCAUUUAUUACUCGUGAAGUAAAUAUUCGUUUAAUGCCUGGUAAUGUUGAAUUUUUUGAAUAUAUACUUCAAAAUCCUUAUCCAGAACAACAUUCUAUUAGUAUUGCAUGUAAUGAUGAUGAAUUAAGUGUUGUAACUGAUGCACGAGAAUGGCGUCGUCUUAAAACUUUAUUUGAAGUUUUUUCUGAUACAGAAGAAAAUAUGUUUACAAAUCAAACAGGAAUUAUUGAUCAAAGUGGCUUAAAAUAUCCACAAAUAUUUGUCCGAGCGAAAGAAUCAGUUCAUAUACCAUUUAAAUUACAAACAUUUCUCGCAAAAAUACCACCAGCUGAACAUAAAACAUCAUCGAAUCCAUUUGCAUUAGAACAAACGUAUUCUGUUGUAGAAAAGAAUUACAAUGAAAAAAUUAAAUCUAAACAAAUUAAGGCAACAUUUCAAGCAGAAGAUGGUACACCAAUAGGUAUUUUAUCUAUUAAUGUCGAAUAUUUGUCACCUAUUGUUGAUCAAACUAUUCGUUGUAUUAAUGGAGAAAAUACAUUAUUAAAACGAGUAUUUCGUAUACCAAAUCCACGUCGAGCUGUUGAAACAGAAUCUCUUUCUGGUUUACCUGAACAAAUUCAUCAAAUAUUUGUUCGUGCAAGUGAUUUAAAUAUUGUUUGUGAAGCUAAAUCUGUAUCGAUUAAUCAACCAUGUGAUAUGUUAAUUAAAGCUGCUACACAUAAUGCACCUACAGUGAAUAGUUUCAUAGUAUUUAUGUAUGGUGAUGGUUUUCUUCAUAGACCUAUAAAUGUAUGGCAAUUUCAAAUUCAUGCUGUUAAACGUUUAGAUUUAACUUGUAUUCAAUAUCAAACAACGACUGCUACUCUUCUUCUUCGAGGUACACGUUCAUCACGUUUGGUUCAAUGUUUUGGCAAUGCACCUGAUGAACUAAUAAUCUCACCAAGCAAUGCUUUUUCUUUAGCUGCUAAUGGACUUCAUGAAAUUCAUAUACUUGUACGACCAGCACGUUCAGGUCUACGUACAUAUUGUGUGAAUGCAGUUGAUGUAGAAAAUCAUCAAAUUGUUGAUACAUGGAUGAUACGAAUUGAUACACGUAUGCCUAUUAUAUCAAAACAAUUCGCUCAUUCAGUAUCGCUUGGACAAAGUCAAUCUGUUAGUAAACGUAUAUCAUAUACAAAUCCAUAUGCUAUUCGAAAAACAUUCUUUUUUACAAGCAGUCAUCCUGAAUUACUUCAAUUACAACAUCAAAAAAUUGAUUUUCAAGCAAAUGAAAAGAAAUUUAUUAGUUUUACAUUAUUACCAGCGUUUAAUGUUACACCUGUUACAGAUAUUAUUAUAUUAAUUAAUAACGAACAAGAUACAAACGAAGAUGCUUAUUGUAUUCGUGUUACUUAUACAGAUUCAAACAUUCCUAUUUAA